Aspergillus sclerotioniger CBS 115572 is the source of this 989-nucleotide messenger RNA. RefSeq lists its product as uncharacterized. The coding region runs from base 246 to 581 and encodes 111 amino acids. The transcript is spliced from 2 exons. The record is from RefSeq and is a predicted model, not a curated record. Lineage: Eukaryota; Fungi; Ascomycota; Eurotiomycetes; Eurotiales; Aspergillaceae.
CCGUCACAUCACCCCUCCACCUGCCGCUUCUGCCGCUCCAACGAAAGCAGUGAUAUUUGAAAUCACUCAAUUGGGUCGACUAUCGUUGUCGCUGGUCGAACGGAUCCUCAACCUCGGCAUAAUUUCCCACCGGUCGUUGCCUCGCCAUACCCGACAGGAAUCCUCACCCGCCACCGCCUGUCCCUUAUCAUCCAGUUCGAAAACUAGGGGUUUCUGAAUUGCAACAGACCCUUCACAUACUCACAAUGUCUGCUCGUCCGUUGUCGCAUUGCCUUCGCGCUCGCUGUGUUCCCCGCCGGGCCCAGAACAUCCAGGGUUUCUCGACCCGAAGCAACCUCCGCGGUGACCAUUAUGACCCUCCCACCGGCUAUCUCUUUGGCCUCAAGCCGGGCCAGAAGUACGUGAAGGAAGGCUGGGAGAACCUGUGGUACUAUGGAUUCAUCGGCAGUCUGCUCGUUGCUGGUGUCGCAUAUGUCUUCAAGCCAGACACCUCGAUACAAACAUGGGCACUUGAAGAAGCUCGCCGGCGGCUGGAGGCCGAAGGCAUUCUGGAGGACCCUGACAAGGUCCAGCGCCAGUAGAGCGUUUUGGUCCGGAAAUUUCUUGUACUUUGUACAUAGAGUGGUCGGGCGUGGAAGACAAUUUUCGUUUGAGUGGUGUCGGUAGGCACAUGACGUCCGAUCCUAGACAGGGCUUUUAUUUCAUUUCACUGUUCGCUUCCAUUUUCCUGCGUGUAUCUGUCAUCCGAUAUCCUGGAUUCCUAUCAUUGACGUGUUUGACAAUGUUCCGAAAACGGGAGGUCUAGAUUCUUUUACCUCUAGAUGGAUACAUACGGCAUAUAUUUCGGUCGCCAGCGGUAUUGGCACUGGGUUACUCGGUAUAUUUUCGGUGUUACUCAACAAAAGUCGACAUUGAUUUCUUCGUAUGAAUCACUAUCUACAAAUCUUGUUGGACUACGCUAGGUCAAAUCUAAGGACUAUACUUCUGGG